GCGCGCUGCGCCGCCCGGCCAUGUCGCGGGUGGGCGGCCCCGGGCCGGCGGGCAGCGCCAAGGAGAAGCGCUCCUUCAGCAAGCGGCUCUUCCGCGGCCGGGCGGCGGCGGGCGGCGGCGCGGCCCCGGCCCCGGCCCCGGCCCCGGCCCCGGCCCCGGCGCCCGCCUCCGCCGCCCCGUCCGCGGCUCCGGGGCGCUCGCUCGGCGGGUUCAUGAGCCGCGUGCUGAAGACCCUCUCCACGCUGUCGCACUACAGCAGCGAGCCCGAGCCCCGCGGCCCGCAGGCCCCGCGCCUGCCCCCGCCGCAGGCGGCCGGCGGCCUGGGCAGCUGCCUCCCGCCGGGCCCGCCGCGCAGCCCCGAGCCGCCCCCGCCGCCCGCCGGCGGCCCCGAGGCGGUGCCCGGCGUGGCGGGGCUGCGCAACCACGGCAACACCUGCUUCAUGAACGCCAUCCUGCAGUGCCUCAGCAACACCGAGCUCUUCGCCGAGUUCCUGGCGCUGGAGCAGUUCCGCGGCCCCGCCGAGGCCGGCCCGCCGCCGCCCGCGCCCGGCGAGGUGACGGAGCAGCUGGCGCAGCUCGUGCGGGCGCUCUGGACGCUGGAGUACACCCCGCAGCACAGCCGCGACUUCAAGAACAUCGUGUCCAAGAACGCUAUGCAGUACCGUGGGAACGCCCAGCACGAUGCACAGGAGUUUCUGCUCUGGCUUCUAGACAGAGUCCACGAAGAUCUGAACAACACAGUGAAAUACAGUGGCAUGCCUCCCCUCAAGCCACCGCUGGAGGAUGAUGUGCUGCUUGAGGGACCGGCCUUUCCCAUCAGUAGUACUUUCGUGCAGGAACUCUUUCAAGCCCAGUACAGGUCCUCUCUGACGUGCCCUCAUUGCCAGAAGCAGAGCAACACCUUUGACCCUUUUCUCUGCAUCUCUCUGCCAAUUCCCUUGCCUCACACACGGCCGCUCUACAUCACCGUGGUGUACCAGGGGAAGUGCUCCCACUGCAUGCGCAUCGGCGUGGCCGUGCCCAUCGCCGGGACCGUGGCCAGGCUGCGGGAGGCUGUCUCCUCGGAGACCAAGAUACCCACGGAGCAGAUCGUGCUGACAGAGAUGUACUAUGACGGGUUUCAUCGCUCCUUCUGCGACACUGACGAUCUGGACACCAUUCAUGAAAGUGACUGCAUUUUUGCCUUUGAGACCCCGGAGAUAUUUAGGCCCGAGGGUAUCCUUAGUCAGAGAGGAUUACAUGUGAACAAUAACCUGAAUAACUUGAAAUAUGGCACUGAGCACUCCCGAACAAUAUCUUACUCUCAAGGACCGGUGAAGUCUGGAAAACUGGAACAGUCUUCUACUAGACAAACAGCAAAUGACAGGAUUGUCUUGCUGGUGUGUAACAGAGCGUGCACUGGACAGCAGAGCAAAAGGUUUGGCUUGCCCUUUGUGUUGCAUCUGGAAAAAACAAUUGCUUGGGAUAUUCUGCAGAAGGAAAUUCUGGAGAAGAUGCAGUAUUUCCUGCGGCCUGCAGCCUGCUUGCAGGUUUGCCCAUUCAGCUUGCGAGUGGUCAGUGUUGUGGGCAUAACGUACCUGCUACCUCAGGAGGAGCGGCCCCUCUGCCAUCCAACAGUGGAAAGGGCAUUGAAGUCAUGUGGACAGGGGGGAACUGCUCAUGUGAAGUUAGUCGUAGAAUGGGACAAAGAAACUAAAGAUUACUUGUUCGUGAAUACGGAAGAUGAGUAUAUUCCGGACUCUGAAAGCGUCCGCCAGCAGAGAGAGCUUCAUCACCAACCUCAGACCUGCACUUUAUCUCAGUGUUUCCAACUGUACACCAAAGAGGAACAGCUUGCCCCAGAUGAUGCAUGGCGAUGCCCACACUGCAAGCAGCUGCAGCAGGGUAGCAUCACACUGAGCCUCUGGACCUUACCUGAUGUUCUCAUCGUACAUCUCAAAAGGUUUAGACAGGAAGGAGACCGAAGGAUGAAACUCCAAAACAUGGUUAAAUUCCCCCUGAGUGGCUUGGACAUGACUCCUCAUGUGGUAAAACGCAGUCAGAGCAGCUGGAGUCUGCCAUCUCACUGGUCACCCUGGAGGCGACCUUAUGGUCUUGGAAGGGAUCCUGAGGACUACAUCUAUGACCUGUACGCAGUCUGCAAUCAUCAUGGCACCAUGCAAGGGGGACACUAUACAGCAUAUUGCAAAAACUCGGUUGAUGGCCAGUGGUACUGCUUUGAUGACAGCGAUGUUCAGCAGCUUUCUGAAAAUGAAGUCUGCAAGCAGACAGCAUAUAUUCUUUUCUACCAGAGACGCACAGCAAUCCCAUCAUGGUCUGCUAACAGCUCUGUGGCAGGCUCCACAAGCUCCUCGCUCUGUGAGCACUGGGUCAGCCGUCUUCCUGGUAGCAAGCAGCCCAGCAUUGCUUCAGCAGCAUCGUCACGGCGCACGUCUCUGGCUUCGCUCUCUGAAUCGGUGGAGCUGACCGGGGAGAGGAGUGAAGAUGAUGGAGGAUUUUCAACUCGGCCCUUUGUGAGAAGUGUCCAGCGUCAGAGCUUGUCGUCUCGAUCUUCUGUCACCAGCCCACUGGCAGUGAGUGAGAACGGUGUCAGGCCCUCGUGGUCGCUCUCUGCAAAGCUGCAGUUACGCUCCAACUCCCCAUCACGCUUCUCUGGAGAUUCCCCUGUACACACAUCUGCUUCCACCCUGGAGAAGAUUGGGGAGGCUGCUGAUGAUAAAGUCUCCACCUCUUGCUUUGGCAGCUUGAGGAAUCUUUCUAGCAGCUACUUGGAACCCUGCGAUGGCAGCCGCCGAGAGCACAGGACGGCUCGCAGAGCCCCCCUGGCUGUCAUGGAAGGGGCGUUCAGGGAAGAGUCUGUUGUAAGGACAUCUAACUCAGACCUUUCAGAUGGGCUUGGCAAAAGCUCUGUGCAGCCAGACAAGAAUCACCCUGCUUUGGACCCUUUUGAUAACAACAAUCAAAUUGCCUUUGUUGAUCAGAGUGAUUCUGUGGAUAGCUCUCCAGUCAAGGAGGUGAAAGCCACCAGUGGGAUGGGACUGGCUCCAGAGAAGGCAGAUGGAACCCCUAAGAAGGCUCACAGCUCCAAGGGAGCUUCCGAAACAGACAAAAGCUUGAGGAAGGGAAGGACAGUCUUAUCUGCCCAAGAGACCAAAGUCUCUCGCUCUUCUCCUCCUCCCCCAAAGGGUUCCCAGAAGGUUUCCCGGUCUAGGAGUAAGACUGACUCCUCUAGGGCCAGUGGGCGCCAUGGGUCUCCUGCUCCCACUCAGGCUAGGAAGGACCAUAGCACCAAGCCCGUUGAGGUGGCUAUCCCAUCAGCUCAACAGAAGCAAAAGUCAGGUGGUUCUCCCUCUUCCACAGCUGCCAAGAAAGCCACAUCAGGCUCAUUGACUAAGGGCUCUUCUGCUGGGAAGAGCCGGACUUCAGACCGAAGCCUCAGCAGGGAGGGCUCUAAGAUAAGCCUGGGCUCGGACAAAACGAGCGUUACCAGCAGUUCGAGAACAAGCUCCCCGCGGAUAAGCCACUCUAGGAGUGACAGCAGGGCAGUAGACAGCAAGCACGUGAGGAGUUCCUCCAUGGCCAACCUGCGGUCUCCAAAUGUUGGUAUGCGUUCUGGUUUGAAGAGGGACAGCAAAUCAGAAGAGAAGGGAUUGUCCUUCUUCAAGUCGGCCUUAAGGCAGAAGGAGACCCGGAGGUCAGCAGACCUGGGAAAGACCACAAUGCUCUCAAAAAAGGCAGCAGGUGGCAGUUCCAAGUCGGUCAGCAAAAACGUGCUGGAGGACAAGUCUGAGAAAGGUGGUGUCCCACCAGCCUCUCAAACCAAUGCCAAUGUUACUGCAAAAGAAAAGCUCGUCCCAAAAGAUGCCGCACCCAACAAACAUUCUCUGCUCUCCAGUCGCAAGUCCAAGUCUUCCCAGCUAGAUCCCGGAGCCCAGUCUCCUCCUUCCAGUGGCAAGCAGGCUGCUGACAAGCCACUGAAAAAGUUACCUUCCAGCAUGCAGGUGUCCGUACGGCCUUCUCUGGAACCUCAGUGAAAUGCUGCAAUCCAGGUGUCUUUUCUGCUGAGAAGCUAAUUUAUUCUGAGCUCUUGUUUUUUGUUCAUGUGCCUAAUGUAUGUUUUGAGGAGAAGUUAACUGCGAGUUGUUAAAGCGCCUUUUGAUUCUGCCAUCAAACCAAAUAGCCACAGGCAGCCAGCACCAAUGCAAGUAGUCUAUCUGGAGUCAUUGUUGAACCCGAACGCAGCUGUCCCAUAGCACUUGUGCAGGAGUCUCUUCAUAGAAAAUGCAACAUCUUUCCUCAGACUCAAGGUCUGAAAUCUGAAACCCAGUUGUACUGACACUAGCGUGCUUCGUAGAGCUGUGAACUGAUUUUGGUCUCGUUCUGAGCAGGCUGUGUCUGCACUGGCCUUGUUCUGAGCUGUGGAGGAUGCGAAGGAAACUGGACAGGAGAGCCUCCCGCUGCUUACGCGCUCUUUCGACCCGCUCUCCCUACUCCCUUCCAUUUUCAAGCUUUCUUAAGGGCAAUAUCUCAACACUAAUGUUGUUUCUCAGGUAUAUACUCAGCCAGUAUAGGAGGGACUAGCAUUAGUGGAUGGACAGAAAGGUACCCGUGUGUCUGUGUGUACGCGUGUCUUUGUAAUAGAUUUCAUAUUUGCAUUCCAACAGCGGAAAGAUUUUUCCAUAAAAUGUUAUCUGCAUUUUUUGUUGCUCUGUCUGUGAAGAGUUUUACUCUUUCCAUACCUAAGGCAACCUCUAGCCUGUUCUCUUUAAUUGCUUUCUCUCUUCUGGAAUACUAUACUCAGCAACAAAAGAAGUCACUAAGCAGCAGCUGGUUGCCAGCCCGUUCCUGUGAAAGCGCGAGGCGGCUUGUUGGUGCGGUGCCCUAGGAGAUGGCUGUCUUUGUGCGCCUGAGUGGCAGCAGUGCUGGUAGGACCCCUGCCCAAACUCCUGAGCAGCAGCGUUUUUUGAUGUGCUCAGAUGCUUAACUGUAGUGGUGUGGAUUUAGCAUCCGUUACUUAUAGGCGUAGUACUUAGCUAAGCCACGUGUCGUCCUGUCUUCUCUGCCUUCUCUGAGUGAGCCUCCUCGCGAGGGUUGGAGGGGCUGCACCCCAGAGCCGUGCUGGGGCUGCUGCCCUGCUCCUCCCCGGCGCGCUCCUCGCGUUCCCCGCGGUCUGCCCGCUGUGCGUCUCUUACCGCAGCGGUCCCGUCCUCGUCUGGCUGUUGGUCUCUGUUAGGGCUAAAGCACUACAUCUAGCGACGUCCUUGUUUACAUGCCCUUCUCCAAGGGGAGAUUCCUCAAGCUCUUUAGGAUUCAUCUCUGAAGGUGGAUUCCUCAAGUCCUUUUGUAUACUCGUGGUGUAAUCUCUUUUUUUAAUUUCAUGAGUUUUUUAUUAAUGUUUUGCUUAUCCUUUCUGUAGAGCAGCAGCCUGUCGUGCAGCUCAUGGCAUGCAGCAGCUGGGCAGCGUGCUGUGCACGCUUGUCUUUUGGUGAGGUCUUUGCCUGCCACCCAGUCUCGUCUGGUGAAGCUCCUCCGGGCUCAGCCUGCAGACAGCCCUGCUCGUACGUCUCUCCCAUCACCGUAGCAGUGCCCUCAGACGAGCAGUUGCUUGCAGCUAGCCUGUUCCACCUCCACUCUUAGCUGCCGUGCUGAUGACCCUGGAAGAAGCCUUGCCCCAGGCUGCUGGGGCACGUUGCUGCUCCUUGGGUUUGUUCUCGGCUCACUGCUUCUGCAGCGGGCUUUGGAGAGUUGUGUGUCUCGGGGCAGCUGCUGCCCUGGUGCACAGGCGGCGGAUGCGGAGCUGACCCGGGGUGCUGCAGAGCUCUGUGGCUGCAGCACAGCCCUUGGCCUCUCCUGGUUGAGCCCAGCAGUACCUGCCUUCCUGCGUCCCAGAGGCAAUGCCAGUGGCCUGCAUGUUUGUACAGCGUGUUGGACUCUGUGCCCUGGACUAUAUUUUUAAGCCUGAACGUGACCCUUUUCUUGAUCUGUUUCUUCUCCCAUGCUUUGUUGUCACCUUCUCGUUUAAUGCAGCAACAAGAAACAAAGGUGGUAUUGCUUGCUUCUUAAAUGUAUAACUUGGGUUAUUCUCGGAUUAUUUUUUGUUAUAUCCAGCAGAGCAGAGGAGACUUGCUUCACAUUUUGGUACUUAAAUUUCUCCCUGAAAUGCCGAUAUUGAAGUACUUGUUUAAGAUUUGAUCUGCAUUAAGAUCUUGCACUUUGUUGACUCUUCUCUUGUAACAACUCUUCUAGCAAGAAUGUAAUUCCGGUAGCUGUUGCUAACUUGGUUUGAUAUCCUUUUAAUAGACAGAACCGAGUUUUCUGUGCAUUUCGCCAUGGGACGUUUGUGAAAGGCUAUUUUUAUCAAAUGACACUUUCUUUUCAUGUCAUCCAUCAUUCACUGGAAAAGUUCAAACUGGAAGAUGGUGUAUGGUUUCUGAGGUGUUUUUUGCUAACGUAUUGCAUGUCUGUACUGAAGGAAACUUGAAGCCAUGUCCAAGCUGGCGUUUCAGCUGAAUGCCAGUUCAGUAUGUUUGUAUUUGGGGCAUGAGAGUGGUCAUUAGAGCUGCCGUUAGGAUAAAAUGGGAACGAGAGGUCUUGGUGCCAAGCGUUCCCGUAGCUGAGGUUAAAAGCAGUCAAAGCUCUGCAUUCCCAAGAUAAGUUAUCUAGCCCUUCCUCUUUGUGCUUACUGUAAUUUCUGAUGGAAACUGCUGCCGGCUCCAGCACUGUCCACUCUGUGUACGCUGCCAAUUUGAUUUUCUACCUGUCCCUCUGAAAAACAGAAGCUCUGGUGCACAGACGCCUUGCUCCAUGGAUAAGCAUGGGGUGGGCUGAGGAGCUGAUCCUGACAGCGCCCUUUUCUUCCCAUUAAGCUGGUGUCGCGGAGUGAAUGAGAGAUGCUGCUCGUCUCUGGUGGGCUGCCAGCACGUGGCGUGUUUUCUGGCUCAGGAGGGCUUGACUUCGGGUGUCCUCAAGCAAAAUGCUUUGAUUUGCAAGGGUGCACUGUCGUUGUUGUUGAAUAUAAGACACGUCGGGCAAAAUGUGGAAAGCAUGCUUAUAGGGACCUGCAAACUGCAGUGCCUACUCCCAUGGCUGUGUCGAUUCUGUAACAAAGCGGUUUGGAUAGUAGCUGCUUGCUGCCACCCCGCAUCCUCUGCUUUCUGGUCUCAGAUUUCCAGCAGUCUGUGAACUCCUUUGCAUAGGAGAGGGCUAAAGGAUGCAGGCCCAGGAACAGCAGUGUUCAUGAUGGGUAUAAAUCCAGGUCUGAUUGCUGUUAAAACCCUGGCUUCACCAGCGGUGUAGAGUAAAUCUUUCUAAAACUGAACGUGGGCUCCUGCAGGCCUUAUUUAAAGUGAUUUGAGGAAAAACAUCAGUCUUCUCUCCUCGCUUUAAGCGGACUUGUUUCUUAGCCCUUUCCUGCAGAGGAAUUCCGGUCUGUGUACACCAUGCUGUCCCGAUGUGGAUGUGGCCCUGCACGAGGGGUGCUCUAGGGAGGGAUCUUCCCAGGCCUGCAGCCAGCACAGCCUUGCCUUUGCGAGGGGGCCGUAGAACGGCGCAGGCUUGUGCCUGCUCCGUGGCAGCCUCUAGUACCCGGCCACCCCUUUCCUGAAAGUUCGGGCUCGGCUGCAGCAGCCCUGCUGCCCGUGGAGGAGGUGAGCUCCUGCCACCUCCUGCAGCCCUGGGGGCAGGUGGCGCCCAGGGGCUCCCGGCCCCGUGCCCCCAGUCCCUGACCUGGCUGCACGGUGCUUGCAGGGCAGCCUUGGAGGCACGAAGCCCCUCUCAGCAGGGCAGCCUCGCGCUGUCCCCACUCAAGCAGCCACGCGGGACCCGAGGGAAAGCGGGCUUGAAGUCCCCUGGAAGGCUUUGUGAUGUGCUUCUAGCCAAAGUCGGAUGGAAUUCACCUGCAUGGGUCCGCCCGUGCCCCUCAUCACGCCCCUGGUCCGAGGCUUGUGCCUGGGGCCAGCCCUCAGGGCCCAGGAGAGCAGCGCCCUCAUUCCAGUGCUAGAUUCCUGCUGGGGUCACCUACAGAAAUUAUUUUUACCCUUUUUGGGCUUUGUCUUUUGGAUAGUGUUUGGUAGUGUACAACUUAUAAGCACAUUUUCAAUGAUGUGUAUUGAAGAGGCACCUUUUAUUUGUAUUAAUCACAUUUGAUAGACGACUUGGUGCCUGCAGUUCUCAGUAACUGGUGUCUCACUUUGGAUGUAUAAAUUGUAACCCUUUCCAACUUACCAGAUAUGGCUAAAAAAAAAAAUAAAAAUGCUUAGGAUAGAAAAUUAGCAGCUUAAUUACAGUACACUAACUGCAAGUGCCCUCAUCCUUCUUAGCUGCAGUUGUUCGCUUUCCAAAGCUGAAACUUGAGCAUGAUCAACCAUUUUUUCUAAGAAAUAAAGGCAGUUUUGCAUGGCAGUUCUCUUGCUGUACUCAAAUGCAUGCACUUAUUAACUAUGCAAGCAUCUAAUACAAACCAUAGACCGUGCUUUCAGUAUCAAGAGCUGCUCCCUCGGUGCCGGAGCACUGCUUUGACUCUGUACUUCUGUUUCUUGGUGCAGCUAUGUGUCAGCACAUAGGAGCAUGUACCUGGUUUCCUGCUUUAUUUGCACAUCUUUGAUUCUUUUCUUUGCAGAAUUUGGGAUUACUGACAAGGCUGGAGCGUAGCAUAAUGCCAAGGGAAUUUGAAAUGUUGAAAUGAGAACAAACUGUUUUUCUGUAUUGUAUUGUUUUCUUUCCUUU
Messenger RNA from Cygnus olor (mute swan), 8724 nucleotides. It is a transcript of the gene USP31, whose product is annotated as ubiquitin specific peptidase 31. The transcript has 16 exons. Bases 21 to 4034 code for a protein of 1337 amino acids. Lineage: Eukaryota; Metazoa; Chordata; Aves; Anseriformes; Anatidae. The record is from RefSeq and is a predicted model, not a curated record. Gene Ontology annotation, molecular function: cysteine-type deubiquitinase activity. Gene Ontology annotation, biological process: protein deubiquitination.